Molecule: messenger RNA, 1008 nt
Organism: Fusarium coffeatum
Lineage: Eukaryota; Fungi; Ascomycota; Sordariomycetes; Hypocreales; Nectriaceae
Exons: 2
Coding region: 1-1008 (335 amino acids)
Molecular function (GO): oxidoreductase activity
Source: RefSeq, a predicted model, not a curated record
AUGACUGAAUACAUCAAGGCAGUUGAUAUCCGAGGCGGCACUGGCGAGCGUGAUGCCCUCUUCAUCAAUGACAAGACUCCCAAGCCUUCUGCUGCCGAAGGGCAGGCUAUCGUAAAGAUCAAGGCCUUUGGUAUUAACCGCAUGGAUAUAAUCCAACGUCGAGGCUUUUAUCCACUUCCACCUCAAGCACCUAAGACACUGGGUGUUGAGUUCAGUGGUAUCAUUGAGUCUUUUGGAUCUAGUGACCAUGGUGGUUUCAACGAGGGCGAUGAAGUCUUCGGUCUAGCCUACGGCGGCGCGUACGCUGAAUACAUCGCUGUCAGCACUCGUAUGCUGCUCCACAAGCCAUCCUCCAUCGACUUCACCACUUGCGCUGGUGUCCCCGAGGCCUGGAUUACUGCAACCCAGGCUCUGCAUCUUGUUCUUGGCUUCACCAAGGGCAAGUCUAUUUUGUGGCAUGCCGGUGCUUCUGGAGUUUCGGUUGCUGGUAUUCAGUUGUCUCGCGUUGCCGGCGCUUCCGAGAUUUACGCCACAGCUGGAUCUCAGGACAAACUCGAUUUCAUCACCUCCAAGCUCGGAGCGACAGCUGCCUUUAACUACAAGACUCAGGACUGGGCAGAGGAGAUCAAGAAGGCUACAGGAGGUAAGGGUGUCGACUAUAUUGUUGACUUCGUUGGUGGAAACUAUUUCCAAAAGAACCAGGACGUUGCUGCGCGCGACGGACGUAUGGUACUCCUGGGAACGCUCAGCGGUGCUAAGGUUCCCGAUGCCGAUAUUUCUCAAAUCCUGUUCAAGCGACUCCGCAUCGAGGGCAGCACACUUAGAAGCCGAGAUGAGGAGUACCAGGGCGAGCUGCGGGACCGCCUGGAAAAGUAUAUCCCAGACUUUGAGAACGGCAACCUUAAGAUCUUUGUGGAUGAAGUUUUCUCGUGGGAGAAGAUUCAGGAAGCUCAUAAGCAUAUGGAAGAUUCCAAGAACCUUGGCAAGAUCAUUUGCACAAUUCCUUGA